This is a messenger RNA of Ornithodoros turicata, 2539 nucleotides long. RefSeq names its product semaphorin-2A-like. The coding region runs from base 35 to 2497 and encodes 820 amino acids. NCBI's taxonomy places the organism in Eukaryota, Metazoa, Arthropoda, Arachnida, Ixodida, Argasidae. The transcript is spliced from 16 exons. Gene Ontology annotation, biological process: axon guidance; negative chemotaxis; neural crest cell migration. Gene Ontology annotation, molecular function: semaphorin receptor binding; chemorepellent activity. The record is from RefSeq and is a predicted model, not a curated record.
ACGAACGCCUGCUUGAAUCAUUCACAUCCGAACCAUGACAUCAAGCCGACGCCAAUCGGAAGACUACAGCCUUAUCGGUAGAGGAGACAUCAGGUACGAAUUGGACAAGGACUACUGGGCCCGUGAAGUGGGAACCCCGGCUCCGUAUGAUCCAGUUCCCUACGUUCCUACUCGGAAGAGUUCAUCUGUCGGACAGGAAGAACCGGAGAAGCCGACCUUAACGACAGGCGCGGUCACUGGAAUCAUAGCUACCAUGUUGACGUGCUGUGCGAUCGCCGGAUUCAUAGCGGCCAUUUUCUAUGGUAUGGGAGGGAAUAGUGAACAGGAGACAGAAGUGCCGGGAAUUCCACCGGCACCGUCAUCACCUAAUUCUGGCACCGUGAAUGACGGUGAACUCGCCGAGCUGGAACGUACCACAACCAGCUCCCCCGACAAUAUCCCUCCUGUCGAUGAUGAACCUCCUGAGGUCUUUCCUACCGCCGAACGUCCCAGAACCACAAGUACACUUAACGAGCCAACUACACCUGUCCCAACGUCAUCAGGAUCAGCUUUCCCGACGUCAUCAGCACCACCUAUCCCCACAACACCGACUACACCGGAUCUACCAACGUCCACAACGCCUGCUCCAGCAAGUCAUGUACAGGAAUUUUCGUGUGGCCGCCUCUACUACCGAACCUUUUACAUGGACCGCAAGCGGGAGGUCCUUUUCGUGGGCGGAAUGGAUAAGGUGUUCCGACUCAACUUGAAUAGCAUCAACGGAACCAAGUGCGACGGUCGAACGCUUACGGCCAACGCAGCCGCUGUCACCUCAUGUGCCACAAGGGUCACCAGAGUGGACUAUGAAUGCAAGAAUUAUAUCAAGGUGAUCCAGCCCAUAGGUGAUGGCAGCAAACUCUACAUCUGUGGAACCAACGCAAACAACCCGAUGGACUUGGAAAUUUAUAGCGACAAUCUCAUGGAUGUACCCAAAGAGCAUCUGACGUUAAGUGACAUUGGAACCGGCCAGGGAAAAUGCCCCUAUCAUCCAGAUGACAAUUCAACUGCCAUAUGGGUUGAAAAGGGGAACCCAGACGAUCUACCUGGUAUCUACAGUGGUACAGCUGCUUCGUCCACCAAUACAAUCUAUGUCAUCUACCGCUCCAAACUGAACCAGAAUGGUAUCAUACAUGGAUACAUGACAACGAUACAGUACGAGUCCACGUGGCUGAAUAGACCCCACUUCGUUGCAUCUUUCGACACUGACGAUCACGUUUACUACUUCUUCCGCGAGAACGCUAUUGAGUACAGCAACUGCGGAGUGGUCAUCUACUCCAGAGUUGCUAGGGUGUGUAAGAGAGACACUGGUCACAGCCUGAAUACCUAUAAACAUACUUGGACGACAUUCCUCAAGGCAAGACUUAACUGUUCCAUUCCCGGAGAAUAUCCAUUCUACUUCAACGAAAUUCAAAGCGUUUACAAGUCUCCAGAUGACGGUGACCACAUCUACGCCGUGUUCACAACAUCGCUUCAGGGAGGACCCUAUGCAUCUGCCGUCUGCUCGUUCCACUUAAGUGACAUCCAAGACGUAUUUGCCGGAAAAUUCAAAGGACAGAAAUCGUCAGAACAUGCUUGGCUGCCCGUUAGGACAAGCGAAGUUCCGAAGCCUAGACCGGGACUCUGCCAAAACAACACCAAGGACAUUUUAGAUAUCGCGUUCUUCUUCAUCCGCAAUCACCCACUGAUGGACAGUGCAGUGCCUCAGUCCGUGCCACACAAGGCGGCUGGACCAGUCUUCUACAGAGAGAACGUUGUCUUCCUGUCCCUGGCCGUGCACAAGGUCAAUGUAGAUGGCAUGGAUUAUUCUGUCUACUACAUCGGGACGCGCGAUGGCCUCGUUUAUAAAGUGGUGGAGUGGAAGAUUAACCCUGGAAACACGUUAUCUGAUCUGAUAGAUGUCUUUGAAGCAAGUCAUGGGGAACCCAUUCGAACCAUGGAUAUCUCUAGUGUGCACAAGUCGCUGUACGUCGGAUCGGACGAUGCAGUACGUCAGUUCUCCUUGUACAUGUGCAGAGCUCGGCACUUGAGCUGUGUGCGCUGCAUUCGUGAUCCUUACUGUGGCUGGGAUGAGGACCACAACGAGUGUAAGCCCUAUAUCCAUGGGUACCUUCAGGAUGUGACAAAGAGUACACCCGGAAUAUGUGAGAAGAGCGUUCAACUGAAGCAAAUCCACGCCUACAGGGGUGAGAGUGUAUACUUGUCUUGCAAAGCACAUCAUCCAGCCUUCCUGGAGCCACCGGGUAGCAUCAGCUUCUUGCCUUCAAACCGACCACAGACGCUGGAAUGGAUUCAUUAUAGCACGAACGGACGGCGCGUCGUCCUGCCAAAACCGGAGAAAUUUGUACACAGCCAGGACCAUGCCCUCGUGGUGAUGGCAUUAAUAGAGAGCGACGCUGGGCGCUACGAUCUGCAUCUGGACCCUGUUGGAACACUUUGUAGCUACAAUAUAACUGUGAACUAGUAAUUUUUGUUUAAUAGUCUUGUUGCUAUGAGCAUUUUUUCA